Messenger RNA from Nerophis lumbriciformis (worm pipefish), 1818 nucleotides. Lineage: Eukaryota; Metazoa; Chordata; Actinopteri; Syngnathiformes; Syngnathidae. The record is from RefSeq and is a predicted model, not a curated record.
ACAGACAGCUACGGAGGAUAUGAGAACCAGCUUUUUAAAGAGGAGGAUUUCAAUGGAGAGGAGGAGGAAAUCCCUCAGUUCAGAGGUCGCGCGAGAGGAGGUUGUGUGAGAUGCCAGCAGGGCCAUUCACUGCAACUGGCUGUCAAAGUCCUCUAUGCAUUAGUAGCGUUCCUGAUCAUCACUGUCGUAGUGCUGGCAUCACUUGUUUUUAGAAAGGUUGACUAUCUUUCUGAAGAAGAGGCAAUCUAUGAUAAGAAGAUCAGCAGUGCUCAGAAAGUUAUAGAUGACCUCUCAUAAAUCAGUAACUGCUCAGGCUGUCUUGAUGUUACCUUAUACAGUGAAGAGAUAAGUCGCCUUAAGCAGGAGUUUGAGGACAUCCAAAAAAUGUUACUGAGCCAAGAGCAGGUCCUGGACCAAGCCUCUCAGACCCAAACCAAGUUAACAGCUACCAGCAAACAGCUUAGCACAGAUAUGCAGAGCCACGUUAUGUCCAUUAAAUUUCUAAACCAGUUGCUGGUGGGAUACCAAGACCAGGUGGAUGGCUGGAAAGAUGUGCUGGAGGAAACAGAAGAGAGAAUGAAAACUCUAACCGAGGAUCAGUAUGAUGUUAAAGCUACUGCACAGCAAAUCAACACGACAGUUGCACUAAGUACUAUGUGGAUUGAUGCCUUGCAGAGAAAAUCAGAUGAGGAGACCCUGGUCCUCCAGAAGUUGACCACCGACUGGCAGAACUACAGUCAAGUUCUGGGCAUGAUUAAAUCUAAUGCGAGCACCAACACGCAAAUCUUACGAUCCCUUCAAAACAGCAUCAUCGCGGACCACCAGAGAAUCUCCAUUUCAUCGGAGAUGUACUACGAUCUCAGUCAGCAGGUAAUGAAUCUACAGGUGCAACUCGACAAUGUUACAUCUUUCAUGGAUGAACAUGAAGAGAACUUGCAUGACCUGCACUACCAUUCCAAAUAUUACGAAAAUCGCACCGGCGAACGUUUCUCUGCAAUGGACGGUCGUCUGAACUCCAUCGAGAUGGAGAUAGACACGAUAUCAUCCAGCAUCAAUGCCACUGUCAGUCACGUCCAGAGCAUGUACAAGUACAUCAACAUUGAGAGCUCCACAUGCCAAAGCCGCCUGAGCAGACAAAUGGAAGAAAUGCAGUACAUCAACAGCAGCGUAUUGUUACUUCUUAAUUCAGCGGACACACUAAAACAGCAGAAUACGUUUUUAAAUGUCCGUUUGGAUGUGGAUGUCAGGAACUUGUCCAUGGUGAUGGAGGAGAUGAAAUUGGUGGACAUUCACCAUACACAACUGAUCAAGAACUUCACAAUAUUGAGAGGUGCUCCAGGACUUCCUGGUCCCAAAGGGAACCGAGGAGAAACUGGGUCAAAAGGAUCUGUAGGACUGACUGGGGGAAAAGGUGAUCGAGGCCCAAUAGGAAGCCGUGGAUUGCAAGGAGAAAAAGGCGCUUCUGGUCCCAGAGGUGCAGUUGGUCAAUCCGGUCCUAGUGGUAACAGAGGACCGACAGGCAGCGCAGGACCCAAGGGAGUCCAGGGUCAACCAGGACCACGUGGUGAGAAGGGCCAGAAAGGUGAUAUGGGCCCACUUGGCAAAACUGGGGUCCCAGGACCAAAAGGUCCAUCAGGAAUCCAGGGCCAGACAGGACUACCAGGUAUAAUUGGACCACCAGGGCCCAAAGGGAAGCCAGGACCAACUGGGCCCCCUGGCCCACCUGGAACCCCUGGACCUCCAGGAGUACAGUAUUCCCAUGAUCAAUCCAGCACGCAGCAGAGAAGCCGACCUGCUGCUGGAGCUAAAAGACAGUAA